GCGUUUUUUUAUGUUCGACUAUUUUAUUUGAAACUCCGAAGCGCGUCUUCCCAAAACGCGCGUGUCACAUUAAACUUGUUGUGUCCUCGGACUCCUUCUUCCAUCUCUAAAAAGAAAAAUGCCUGUAGAUACUGAGCUUUAUGAUCUUUUGGCCGUUCCACCGUCAGCCAGUGAAGAUGACAUCAAAAAGGCCUAUCGGAAAAAGGCUAAGGAACACCAUCCUGACAAGAAUCCGAAUGAUCCUCAAGCUGCUCAGAAAUUCCAGGAGAUGGCUGCCGCCUAUGAGAUUCUCGGUGAUCCAGAGAGCAGAGCGAUAUACGACGAACGUGGUAUGGCUGGCCUAGGUCCCGGUUCACAGGGACCAGGUGGCAUGGGCGAUGCUGCAGAUCUCUUCGCUCAAUUUUUCGGUGGUGGCACAACUUUCUUCGACUUGGGUGGAGGGGGGCCCCGCCGACAAAAGGGUCAGGAUACCGAAGUUCCGUACAAUGUUACCCUAGAAGAUUUAUAUAACGGCAAAUCUGUGAAGAUGAAUAUGGAAAGAGAGGUUAUUUGCAAUACUUGUCAAGGUUCUGGUGCCCGGGGUAAUGCAAAACCCAAGGAGUGCGUCAACUGCGAAGGAAAAGGCUGGUCUUUUAUCCAAACACAGCUCGGCCCUUCAAGGUAUGGCACAGCACGGACAAAAUGUACCGAGUGCAAUGGUCAAGGUAGUAAACUGAAAGAGAAAGACCGGUGUAAAAAAUGCAAGGGCGAAAAGACAGUACAGGAAAAGACCCGACAAGAAAUUUUCAUAGAGAAGGGCAUGCCAGAUGGACAUCGGAUUGUUCUUGCAGGUGCCGGCGAUCAGCAACCCGGUAUCCCUGCUGGCGACGUGAUUUUCAAACUUACGACUACUCACCACGAGUCUUUUGAGCGCUCAGGCAGCAAUUUGUUGACAAAUGUCAAAAUCACGCUAUCCGAAGCACUGCUAGGUUUCUCCCGCAUCUUGAUUAAGCACCUCGACGGAAGAGGGAUUCGGGUCUCCAGUCCUCCAGGCAGGAUUACCAAGCCCGGAGAUUCGAUAAAGCUUCGUGGAGAAGGCAUGCCCACACACAAACACCCAGAUCAGAGAGGCGAUCUGUUCAUAAUCCUCAACAUAGAAAUGCCCGAUGCGCAAUGGCUACAAUCCGUGAACAAGCCGGCAUUGGAGAGGCUUUUGCCGCCGAAGAAAUCAGACAUGGACCCAAUGCCUGAAAUUGUUGAUGAAGUCCCAUAUGAGGAAGGGGACAUUGUGGACGUGCGUGCCCGGUCUUUCCCGGCUGGUUCGGACUUCUUUGAUCAAGGGUUUGCAUCGCAGUUCGGAGAAGGAAACGAAGAAGACUGGGAGGAUGACGACGGCGACGACUAUGACGAUGACGACAUGGGAGGCGAGCCAGAGUGCAGACCUCAAUGAUUAUCCCUCUAACGGGAACCCACAUAUUUCAUUCCGC
This is a messenger RNA of Suillus clintonianus, 1466 nucleotides long. RefSeq lists its product as uncharacterized. The transcript is spliced from 12 exons. Gene Ontology annotation, biological process: protein refolding; response to heat. Bases 119 to 1429 code for a protein of 436 amino acids. NCBI's taxonomy places the organism in Eukaryota, Fungi, Basidiomycota, Agaricomycetes, Boletales, Suillaceae. Gene Ontology annotation, molecular function: Hsp70 protein binding; ATP binding. Gene Ontology annotation, cellular component: cytoplasm. The record is from RefSeq and is a predicted model, not a curated record.